UUUGUGCGUCAGAACGGCUCAGGAGAAUCAAGUAAGAUAGAGAGAGAGUUUGAAAGUAGGCCUCAACUGCUCAGUCAGUUGUCGACUACGUGUCCAGACGAUUGGUUGGCAUAAUGAUUGUGCUUUUCUGUACGCUGCUCAUCAUCGGCUUAUGUCAUUGCAAUGAUCUUCCAUCAAAUACCGAAGUCGAGAGCUCGAUCAACCGAACAAUCAACGAAGUUGAAAGACUGAUUCGCGAAAACUCCACUUUGCCCCAUCUUACUAAGCGUGAGAUUAUUGAUAUUCUUUUCAACAUCACUUCCAAAGAUCUCGAAACAUACCAGAACAAAAAGACAAUUGAAGAAGCAAGGAAUAUCUACCAGAAAGCUUUGAUGGUAGUCUUACCUUAUAACGCAGAAGAUGCUAUAGAAAACGUCAAAGAUUUACAUACUAAACCGCCGGUAGUUCAAUUAAUUACAGAUCCUUUUUCCAAUUCGGAAGAUUUCGAGAGAAGCGCAUCAAAAAAUAAGAAACUAUUUGUACAAAGCGAUAAACAAUCUCUUGAAAAUGUCAUAGCGACACGUUCACACACAUAUGCUACAGAGAAAAACUUGUCAAAAGAAAACUCACCUGUGCAAAUGCGAUAUAAAAAUCACAGAGAAACGUCUUCGGAAGCGCAUUCAAAAAUGCCUUUAAAGGAAACCCUAAAGUUUGAUUCAACGCCAAUCAAAUUUAGCUUCAAUCUAGAAAAUCUGCCAACGCAUUCGAUUCUGACCGAAGAACCAACAACGAUUACUACUACUACUACUACUACUACUACUAAACGACCAGUAUUCGAAGGCUCUUCGUUAACCAAGAAUAAGGAAGUCUAUAUAGUUUAUAGUACGAGCGCGACAACCAUCUCACCUGGAACGAUAGAGAUGAAAAAGAACGUUUCAGCGUUUAACUCGGGGCCAGAAACGACGUCUCGUCCUUUAAAUAAUAACGAACAUGUUCUGUCUGUCGACAAAUGGCGAUAUAAUGCACCAACGACGCAAAGUACUACAACAGUACAAACUGUAACAAAACUUCCAGAUGUGCUGUUUAAUAGAGUUCGAGAUAGGCAACCGCUUUUUCCAAUUACCGCAUCACCACUGAAAAAUAUGACGCCAACUGUAUCAAUUGGCAAAGUUAAACACAAUCCAGAUAUUUCAAAGGUAAUCGCAACAUCCGAAAAGAUAGAAAUUGUGAGUACCGAGCAAUCAGCUCCUAUCUACGUGACACCAAUGUCCUUCUCUUCUUCCGCUUCUCCUCUUCCUCCUCCUCCUCCUCUUUCUCUUCCUCCUUCUUCUUCUUCUUCUUCUCAUUCUUCUUUCCUUUCUGUCGAGAAAUUAAAAUACAAUUCCACUUACAAUUUAAACUCUGGAGGUUUUCACGGAAUCACAACGACGACAACGACAACAAUGCGUCCGGAAGUAAUGGAACUGCUCGCAUCGAUUGGACUUAGACCGGAAAAUGCUAUUAACGUGGAAGACGUAUUUAAAAAGAACAUGAAAAAUUUAGAGAUAAAAUCUGAAAUUCCCAAUAGUAACGGUUUAGUCUAUGCAACUUCCGGCUUGACAGCGAUUACGCCCGAUUCACCAUCGAUAAUCGCUCAAAACACUUUUGAAAAUCCUGUUUCAGAGAUCGGAAAAGGCAUGAACAAUCUAACACCCGAUGUACAAUUGCUUUUUCAACGAUUUGGUUUACAAACGUCAAAUCUGGUAACGACCACAAUGUCCACGCUCGAGUCGACUAUUAAUACAAACUCGUAUACCAAUUUCAAGCCUUUGCCAACAUCUAAAAUACAAAACGAAGAUAUGAAAGAAUUCUUGGCGAAAUUCGGGCUUGGCGUCAGCGGCGGCAGACAGAAAAAGGCAAUGUCGGCGUCAACGGAACGGCCGUCGUUGAUCGAGGCUGUUCCGGAUAACAUGAGGCAGAUUUUAGAGAACAUAGGCCUUAUAUCUCGCAAAAUCUCGAGGACGACACCAAAGAUAGAAAACGCGGAACCAACAAAAGCGACCAAAUUCCACGUGUUUAAGCCUCACGAAGUCCGUGUGAAGGAUGAAGAGCAGAGAAUGAAAAUCAACCAACUUUUAGAUAAAGUCAGAUUAGUUCAGGAAGGAAAAGCAAGUAUAAAAGACGUGCGAAACGUUGCCGAUCGUCUAGUCGCUACAACGAAAACUCUAAAAGAUGGGCCGGAUCCACUGAAUUUAGAAGAGAUAAUUAGAGUUUAUAACGAAGAUGUAGUAAAAAAUGAAGUAAAAAGACAACAAAAUCCGGAAGAAACCAUUGAAAUCACUACCAGGGAUGAUCGAGCUCUCGCGAAUACCACGACGAUGCCUACUGAAUCUGUAAACCUUUCCUCGACAACGACAACGACAACGGCUACGGUGAUUUUAGAUUCAACGACGGACGGUUCGAACUUCCGGGAUGUUUCAACAGCAACUCCGGAAUCAUCGACAGCAAGCGUAAAUCUAGCGGCACUAGAAGAAUCCUUUGGUGGCACUACUCGUGCACCGGAUCCUGUUCUACCAACCAAACGAAGGAAUGGUUUAUACUUUCUUUUAGAUUGGAACACCUUUCUCGAAGUUGGUGAUGAAGAUAGUGAAAAAGUGAAUUUGAGAUUUGAGCCGAAAGUUGGCGAUAGGACAAGAUUUCUGCCAGUCAGCGUGCCAUAGUUAACACAAUAAUGUAAACAAUUUUAACAACAAUAUUGUUUCUGAAAACAUUUUAUCUGCAUAUUCUAUUAUUAUUUAUUCUGGCAUAUUUCGACAUAAAGUAAAGUAAAAUAUCUCGUAAACUAUUGAUUUUUCGAUAACUGUAUCUAUUUAUACUUUUAUAUGUAAAAUAAUCUGAGAGGAAUCAUAUUAUGUAAAAAAAUAAUGUAAUUUCAUUAAAAAAUAGCGAUAACCUUUAUAUAAUCUUAAAAAUAAUAAAAAAUUGAUUUUUUAAUUUUAUUUUACCAUUGUUGAUUCCUUUCUAGACUAUACAACUUUUAUCUAAAGAGUUUUCUUCUAAAACUUACGGAUUUUAAAAUAUUUGACUGGCAAAGUUAAAGUGGACCACUGUGUAUGCAUAUACACAUACACAAACACGCGCGCGCACACAUAGUUUAAUGUUUGAUUCAAUUUUAUAAAAAACAAAUCAGUUUAAGCUGAUUAUAAUUAUCAAAUGCAGAUUAUUAUAUAAUUAUCAGAAAGAGUAUGACAUCGUUUACAACGCAUAAUAAUUUAUGUAUGCUAUUUAAAAACUUUAUAUCUGCGAUAUAUGUGAAAAUAUUUCAACAAAGAAAUUGAUUAACAAAAAAAUAAAAAAAUAUAAUAGAUUUAAUUACACAAUGUAUAAAAAGAUUUAUGUACAUAAUAGAGAAAAAAAUGGUGACACAGCCCCGCGUUUACAGUUUGAAUAAUAAUUGUAAUUUGUUAAAAAUUUAUAUUCUACAAUCGUCAAUAUGUUGUUCAAUUAAUGUUAAACUCAAUCAAAGUUACUCUAUUGUAAAUUGGAAAGCAUAUUCAAGCAGAACAAAAAAUCAUUAAGAUACCAAAAUGGUUCCAAAAUAAUUAGUAAAAAUUACUUUUUGGUCAUUCUCGAUUUAUAUUUGUUAUUUUGACAUUAUAUCAUUAUGAACUUAUUGUUCUACUUGAAUAAUGUGAAUUGUGAAAAGCUUUUGUAUGAAAUGAUUAUAUAUGUAUAAUAACUUGAGAAUAAUUAGAUCUACAAUGUAGUAAUGUCCAUGAAUUAUUCGGUUUUAUCUAAACUUUUUUCAACGUUUUGUAAUUGUAAUAAACUUUAUAUUCCGCGAUAUUAUAUCUAUAAAUUUCAUUAAUCUUAUACAAUAAAAUAAUAAUAUUAAUAUUAAUUUUGUACUCGUGUAAGUUUCACAUUGUAUGAAGUUAAAAUAUAUUACAUAAACUUAAA
Solenopsis invicta (red fire ant) is the source of this 3918-nucleotide messenger RNA. RefSeq names its product cell wall protein DAN4. The record is from RefSeq and is a predicted model, not a curated record. The transcript has 3 exons. The coding region runs from base 114 to 2678 and encodes 854 amino acids. Lineage: Eukaryota; Metazoa; Arthropoda; Insecta; Hymenoptera; Formicidae.